CUUUGAGAGACUGCUGCAGGACCCGGUCGGAGUCAGAUACUUCUCAGAGUUCCUGAAGAAGGAGUUUAGCGAGGAGAAUAUUGUGUUCUGGCAGGCCUGUGAGUUCUUCAGCCAUGUCCCCGACAACGACAAGAAACAGUUAUCUCAGAGAGCUAGACAGAUCUAUAACAGUUAUUUAUCCAGUAAGGCCACAACGUCGGUCAACAUUGACAGUCAGCUCCAGCUGGCAGACGAUAUUCUCAACGCUCCCAGACCAGACAUGUUUAAGGAACAACAACUACAGAUCUUCAACCUGAUGAAGUUUGACAGCUAUACUCUCCCCCCUCCCUCCCCCUCCCUCUCUAGAUCUUCAACCUGA
Molecule: messenger RNA, 358 nt
Organism: Oncorhynchus nerka (sockeye salmon)
Lineage: Eukaryota; Metazoa; Chordata; Actinopteri; Salmoniformes; Salmonidae
Product: regulator of G-protein signaling 12-like
Exons: 4
Biological process (GO): regulation of G protein-coupled receptor signaling pathway
Cellular component (GO): nucleus; cytoplasm; plasma membrane
Molecular function (GO): GTPase activator activity
Source: RefSeq, a predicted model, not a curated record